CCGACCAGCCACCGUGUCCGCGUACUCCGACGCGGGCGCGUGCAGCCAUAUUCAAUUCUCACAAGAUAAGGACGAUCUCCGACUAUAAAACCCGCCAUUCCCCGGCGAUCCAUUCCAUUCCGAGGUCGACCGAGAUCGAUAAGCUUAAACACCAGGAUCGGAAAAGCAGCACGCGGCAAUCUUGAUUUUCUCUUGAAGGGGGAUUCUUUGGGGAAACAUGGAGCGCAAGAACUCGUUCGGCACGUCGUGGGCGGACCAGUGGGACACCGGCAGCGACCCGAGCCCGCGUGCCGCAAGCGACGGCGGCAAGAAGCAGCAGGGCGGCGGCGGAGGCGUGGAGAAGACCAAGGCGGCCGCGGCGACCGGGCUGAAGAAGGUGAAGGAGGGCACCGCGCACGGCUUCCAGUGGAUCAAGGGCAAGGUCCAGAAGAAGAAGCAGGGCGGCGCUGGCGACGGCGCCGGCGACGGGAUAUCCGCCGGGUAUUAGCCCAGGCCCUGCUUCCUCUUGCCGGAUGGAUGGUCCGUGGAUCGGUUGAUUCGGCGAUCCGUGCUUCCUCUUCAGUCUUUGUAUAUAUAUAAGUUUUGCUGUUGGAUUUAGGAUGUUGCACACCACCUUGUACAUGAUCGAUCGAUCGAUCGAUCUCUUGGAUUUCUGCCUUUUAUUGAUUGGUUCGUUGUUCCGUCUGUCUCCUGCCGUCGAUUGUUCAGAUGAAAUUUGAUGUUGAUUAGUCCA
Messenger RNA from Lolium rigidum, 733 nucleotides. RefSeq lists its product as uncharacterized. The transcript has a single exon. The record is from RefSeq and is a predicted model, not a curated record. Lineage: Eukaryota; Viridiplantae; Streptophyta; Magnoliopsida; Poales; Poaceae. Bases 218 to 487 code for a protein of 89 amino acids.